UGGAGAUACACUACGAUAACACAAUGUGCAUCCCUGAACCAUAGGAGCAGCCCACAUAUUCGUUAUUAUUAAAAAACAAUUGUAUUUCUCUGGAGCUGUGGGACAGUAAUAGGCGUUAGACCAGAGGACAUCGUGCACUAACGACAAGCCGGAUAGUAGCCUACCUGACCAUGUUUGCUCAGGCAGCUUUUGUUUGGCUGUGCGUCACUCUCCUGUUGUCAAAAACCGCCGCCCGGUAUGAAGCGAACUGGGCCAGUUUGGAUGCUAGGCCGUUACCGUCGUGGUACGACGAAGCGAAGUUUGGGAUCUUUGUACACUGGGGAGUGUUCUCGGUACCAGGGUUCGGCAGCGAGUGGUUCUGGUGGCACUGGGAAGGACAACCAACGGACCCGAAGUAUGUUGACUACAUGAAACAGAACUAUCCUCCAGGGUUCACCUAUGCCGAGUUUGCGCCCCAGUUCCAAGCCCAGUUCUUUGACCCGGAGGAAUGGGCCGAUAUAUUUCAAUCUUCCGGUGCCAAGUACGUGGUUCUAACCGCCAAACAUCACGAGGGCUUCACAAACUGGCAGUCUCCAUACUCGUGGAAUUGGAAUUCCGUCGACACCGGGCCACACCGAGACCUUGUCGGUGACUUGGGAGAGGCAGUACGCAACAGGUCGUUGCACUACGGACUCUACAAUUCACUGUUUGAAUGGUUUCAUCCCCUAUACCUGGCAGACAAAGCGAAUGGCUUCAAAACUCAAGACUUUGUUUUCCAUAAGCUGCUGCCAGAGCUUUACAACAUGGUUAUAAGGUACCAGCCGGAGCUGAUCUGGUCUGAUGGUGACUGGGAGGCCCCUGACACCUACUGGAACUCCACACACUUCCUGGCCUGGCUCUACAACGACAGCCCUGUAAAGGACACCAUUGUGACCAAUGACAGGUGGGGGGCGGGCUGCUCCUGCAAACAUGGCGGCUACUAUAACUGUGCAGACAAGUACACGCCAGGAGUCCUGCCCAAUCACAAGUGGGAGAAGUGCACGUCUGUGGACACCGCCUCCUGGGGUUACCGUAGAAACAUGAAGAUGUUUGAGCUGAUGGACCUGCCUAGUAUUAUACAGGACCUGGUGACCACGGUUGCCCUGGGAGGUAACUACCUGCUGAACGUGGGCCCCACCCCAGACGGGAUGCUGCCCCCCCUGUUUGAGGAGAGGCUGAGGGGCAUGGGGGCCUGGCUGGGGGUCAACGGGGACGCCAUCUACGGCUCCCAACCCUGGAGGGUGCAGAUGGAGAACACCUCCCUGCCAAUCUGGUAUACUUCUAAAGGGACCAGUGUGUAUGCCUUUCUUCUCACCAAGCCUCCGACAGCAACACUCAAGCUGUCUGCACCCCUGACCAGCGAGACCACCACAGUGACCCUGCAGGGCCAGGGCCUGAGCUGGGCUCCCCUGCUCCCCUCGGGCCUCAUCGUGUUGCUGCCUGAGCUACCCUUCACCCCCGGCCAGGCCUGGAUGCUGCGGCUGGAUAGUGUGCAGUAGAUCCACCUGGAGGCUGCAGCACCAGCGUCUGGUACUGCUGCCUCAGUCAGACUGACCUGAUGAUGGGGUACCAGCAACUAGGACGACAGUCUGGUGGCUGUGCAGGUGUGAGAGUCCUCACAUGCUCACAGGGAUCAAACAAGGAUCACAUUUGUCAGUAGUUUAAUUGUACUGCGAUGCUCUGAAUGAGUCAGAUUCAUAUUUUUAUGACUUUGUCACUCUCCCUAGUCCUUUUUGAAAAGCCUUUGAUUGUUAAUUGCGAUGUUUUAAUCAGCCGAUGGUUGUUUUAAUCAGAAGAUGGUUGUUUUAAUCAGAAGAUGGUUGUUUUAAUCAGAGGAUGGGUGUGAAUGAAGGUUUUAGGUUUAGUGGUGUUCUCACAGGCUUCACUUUAUCUUUCACUUCUCUGUGGGCAAAAUUGGGUUUUAAAAUGUUUUUGCAUAAAGAAAUUAUAUAUUAUAUUUGACAAUUUUUUAAAAUAUUUACAAUAAAAAAAAAACAUUUUUCAGUAA
This is a messenger RNA of Osmerus eperlanus (European smelt), 2026 nucleotides long. Its product is annotated as tissue alpha-L-fucosidase-like. The coding region runs from base 171 to 1517 and encodes 448 amino acids. Gene Ontology annotation, biological process: glycoside catabolic process; fucose metabolic process. NCBI's taxonomy places the organism in Eukaryota, Metazoa, Chordata, Actinopteri, Osmeriformes, Osmeridae. The transcript has 8 exons. Gene Ontology annotation, cellular component: lysosome. Gene Ontology annotation, molecular function: alpha-L-fucosidase activity. The record is from RefSeq and is a predicted model, not a curated record.